UAGCUAAGCAAAAGUUUAUAAGUUGACUUCAAAGUUUCAUACAGAGUACUAGAAUAGUGAAUCAAACAAAAAGGAGCUCAAAGAAGAAAAAACAUACAGCAGCAGGAUGGGAAAGCUGGGCUGCUCUCCUGAUGGCUACUUGAAUGACUCGAAAUUCAGCGAGCCGAUGCCAUGGAUUGGAAUCUAUGUUGCAGCAGCAUCUGCAGUGUGUGCCUUGGCCAUGUCUUUAGAUGCAGUCCAUGCCUUUCGAUACAGGAAAUUCUGGUUCCCUUGCAGGUUUUUCUCUCUUAAUGCAACCACUUUGACUCUUAUUGCAGUGGCUGUUAAGCUCUCUGUGGAUCUCAACACCUCCAUGCCGCGAUCUCAGGAUCAGCUUGCGAAGCUUAGCAGCACUGUGUUCAUCUGUACUAUCAUGGGUAAUUUCAUGCCUUCAUUAGGAACUAUGGAAAACAAGGAGUUGUUAAUGAAUAUUAUGGCUCUGGGGAUUCUUGUUAUAACUGCCAUAGUGAAUAUCUGUAUUCAACUAGCUACUGGGGUAAUUUAUGUUUUCUGGAAAGAACAUAUUUUUGUGCUAUUUUUGAUGCUUGUUUUGCUGGCAAUCUUGUGUUCUUCGGCUCUAGCUGUUCCGAGUACUAAGAGUUAUUUACGGAUGAAAUAUAGUAGAAUACAUAGUGUUACUAGAAAUGAAUGUUUGCAGGAUAGGGAUCUACCAAUAGUUAAGAAGCUUAGAGAAGACCUGAGUAAAUGUUGGAUGAUGGCUCAUACUUGUGAUCCGCAGUUUGUGGGGGGGCGUUUAGCGACGUGCACAGCUUCUGGGGCGUUCUGCCUUCUAAGCGCUAUGACUUUAGCAGAAGCUGUGCUUCGAGCUCACCUGAUGCCCUGGUCGUUUAAGUUUUGUCGUGGUAAAUCUGAGUAUGAAUGGUCCACUACAUUAAUGUUAGUAACUCAAAUCAUAGCGGUGGGAGUAGGAACUAUUGCUCCAGCUGCUAGAUGGUUUACAGCCAUUAAAUUUAGGUGCCGAAAGAAAUUGAAGAUGGUUUGCAAGGCAGAUUUUGAAGUGGAAAAGUACUGGAUCCAGAAAUUGGUUGAGUGGAAAGAGCGUCCAUUAGGUUUGCAGAAAUUGGGGCGGAGAGGGAGAAGAUUUGUGCACAAUUUAAAGUAUCAAACUUUGGAUUUUUGUAUUGGUGUGCAGUCAGGGAUAGUAUUGAUUAGCAAAUUAGUCAGACUCAUCUCAAUCUUCUUUGUGGGUCAGUUAUUGAUAUUCUGGUACAGCUGCACAAGAUUAGAGAAGCUUCUCAGAACCCAGGAGAAUUCUUCAUGCAAUGAACCGGAGUCUGAGACACAGCGUAGAACAGAAAUGAAUAUCAGCCGUUAUGUUGUGCAUCUUCAAGGAGAGGAAGGCUUGGUGCAUCUGAUGAUAGCACAGGACUGUGAUGCAACGAAUCAUUGGUUCGAGAUGGGGGUAAAAAAGCAGCCAAAAUAUCUAAUACAAUUUCUGGAGAAGUCUCUGUAUUCCAAAGAGCUCAAGGGGGUGAAAGAGUUUGACAGCGACCAGGUUCCUUGUCUGGAUGCCGAGGACCCUCCCAAUUCGUGGGCUCUCCCAAUUGUAACUUUAACAGCAGUUGCAGCUUCAAUUCCUAAUAUUGGCCAUCAAGCAGUUAAAAAGUUGAAAUACAGUGUUCAUGAAGCCUUGAUGUACAUACGGGUGGUAGAAAACAACCUGGUGGAUCCUAAAAGAGACAUAAAAAAUUCCAGGGAAGCAGCAGAGAUUGUGUGGUCAGGUAUUGAUCUUCUUAACAAAUGGCUAGAUGUUGAUCUACGUGCAAUGGCUCGUGAAGGGAAACAUCAGAAGGACAUACUCGAAGAACUGUCAGAUAUAGCAAAGAACAAGUUCAAAGAAGUGAAGCGGACAGAAUUAAAUAAAUGUUUAAUGGAGGCUCCUUCCAAAUGGCCUGUCAAUGCAAUCGCUGCAAAUUCCAUGUACAGAAUAUGUCAAACAAUUCUGCAGGACUACCAAUUCAAGGCUGGAGGAAACGAUGAAAUACUGUUUGAGAAGCUGUCUGUUAUGAUCUCUGAUAUUAUCAGUGCUUGCCUUACUAACUUGAAAGAUGUGAUAACCAAACAUUGCAACUGCAGCUCAAUUGAGAAUAAAGAAGAAAAUGUACGACAUGAUGUUCUGCUACUUGGCCAAACAGAAAAAAUAGUGAAAAACCUUGAACUGAUACCUACCCCAGGGUUGACUCCAGAUGUAAGGGCUCACAUUGAUCGUUGGCGUAAUUUCAGCAAGUGUAAGAGCAUCCUUGACUACAGUUCUACUUGUACAGAUAUGAGCAGUGAUUCUUUUACUCUGUCUGACAUGCACAUAUCCAUCGAGUAGAAUCAAAUGCCUGCAGUUGGAAAACAAAGCUGAGUUGGAAAUUGGCUCUGUUUAAUCAAAGGUAUAAAGCUUUGGAUAGAACAAUCUGUUACAUAAGUUCUUAAUCAUAAGAACUACUGCUCAGUAUCAGUUGUUUAUCAAUGAGAAACAUAGGCCAAGUGCUGCUUGCCUUAGUCAGAUCAUAUUGUGCUAAGAUGAGAUCUGGUGACUACACCACAUACUCAUGAGAAUGAAAGAACUUAUCCAUGUAUAAUACCUAUAUGGCUAUAUAGAUCAUAAUUUGCCGAUGUAGGAGUGUGUGCAUUGUUGUGUAUAACAGCCGAUAUGUAUAUAUAUGAAAUUUUGUUGUUCAA
Messenger RNA from Daucus carota subsp. sativus, 2730 nucleotides. RefSeq lists its product as uncharacterized. Bases 107 to 2377 code for a protein of 756 amino acids. The record is from RefSeq and is a predicted model, not a curated record. The transcript has a single exon. Lineage: Eukaryota; Viridiplantae; Streptophyta; Magnoliopsida; Apiales; Apiaceae.